Molecule: messenger RNA, 384 nt
Organism: Cladocopium goreaui
Lineage: Eukaryota; Dinophyceae; Suessiales; Symbiodiniaceae
Source: the annotation of a GenBank genome assembly
AUGGCGCAGCGAAUCCAGCAGUGGCACCAUGGCCGUACUGUAGCUGUUGGCCAAGGAUCUUUGUGCAUCCGUGUGCUUCCACAAGCCAAGCGAUGUCCGCGGCUUCCUAUUGCAGGUGGGCAGUGGGAACUUCAGCUGAGGGAACGCGAGGGAGCACAAGCAGGGAACUUUGAGGACGCAGAGAUCAAGGCCGUCUUCAACUUGGCAGAUCUCAUGCAGAUGGGAGUCAUCAGUGAGUCACAGGCGCGCAAAGCUCUACUGGCCUUGGCCAACUCCCAGAAGCAGAAGGAGGAUGUGGAGGCAAUUGAGCUGCCACCAGAGGUUGAUGAAGCCAUCUUCCUUCAAAAAGCCAAAGAUGCGCUCCAGUUCCGCCAGUUCCGCUGA